This is a messenger RNA of Caenorhabditis sp. 36 PRJEB53466, 574 nucleotides long. The record is from the annotation of a GenBank genome assembly. Lineage: Eukaryota; Metazoa; Nematoda; Chromadorea; Rhabditida; Rhabditidae.
AUGUCCUCGAUUAGGUUAGUAAUUUUCACCCUGUUCACCUCAUAUUUCGUCCCAUCGCCCUCAAAUUCGGUGGAAAUUCGUUGCUACGCGGGCCUCAAGUACGUCGUCGGUCAGGAAGUGCUGCAGGACACUGGUCGGUGGCCUAGCUUUCUCACGGCCAUGGCCUAGACGUUUCAGAGAACUGCGAUGCGAUCCUAGGGAUGGGCGAAUCGUAUUGCUACAAGUUUAUGGAGGAAACGCAGCUGAAUGAGGUCGUCAAAAUGGGAUGCUCCAGUUUUUUUUGUAAUGUUCGUUUGUUUCAACGCUUCAACCUUCACCGAUCGGUGCCAAACUUCACGGACCUGGUCCCUAGAUCCGAAAGGGUCCACCCGCCAAGUUUGGUCCCGAUCGGCUGACUGGGAACCGAGAAAAGUCGAUUUUUUGCCAGGGAAUCCGCAAUCGCUGCAUGGAAACGGAUCUUCUCGGGAUGAAGGGAACUCUCUGCUGCUGCAACGAUCGACACUAUUGCAAUUCGGGCGGAUUCUCAAAAAUGUCCAUUUGUCUCGUCGUUUCUGUGCUUUUCCGACUGUUCUAG